Messenger RNA from Condylura cristata (star-nosed mole), 684 nucleotides. RefSeq names its product gastric inhibitory polypeptide (gene GIP). Gene Ontology annotation, molecular function: hormone activity; glucagon receptor binding. Gene Ontology annotation, biological process: response to starvation; regulation of insulin secretion; response to glucose. Gene Ontology annotation, cellular component: extracellular region. The coding region runs from base 1 to 684 and encodes 227 amino acids. The transcript has 5 exons. Lineage: Eukaryota; Metazoa; Chordata; Mammalia; Eulipotyphla; Talpidae. The record is from RefSeq and is a predicted model, not a curated record.
AUGAUGGCCUUGAAGAUCUCUCUGCUGCUGGUGUCCCUGCUGCUGGCCCUGGUGCUAGGGGAGAAGGAAGAGCCCAGCUCCAGGUGGGCAGGAUUCCACCCUAAGGUCAGUGGCUCCCAACCUCGAGGCCCCAGGUAUGCUGAGGGGACUUUUAUAAGUGACUACAGUAUUGCCAUGGACAAGAUCCGCCAACAGGACUUUGUGAACUGGCUGCUGGCACAAAAGGGGAAGAAAAGCAGCUGGAAACACAACCUCACCCAGAGGGAGGCCCCAGCUCUGGAGCAGGCCCUUCAAUCUGGCAAGAAGAAGGAGGCUGGGGAGCUGCCGGGCUCUGCACGCAAGGACCUGAGUGGUGAAGAUUUGUUGAAGGACCUACAGUGUGAAGAGCUGCUGGCUUGGGUGGUGGACCAGGCAAACCUCUGCAGGCUCAGGGAGCUCUGGGUGACCUGCUGGAGGCUGGGGUGGGAGUGGCGGGAGUCGUGGGAAGCUCAGAAAUUCGAGGCGCCCGCGGGGACGGGGAGCCGAGGGAGCACGAAGCGGCUAGUGGUCCGCACGCCGGUCUUCCCUGCCGUCGGGUUUCGCGGGGGCCCAGCCACCUGCAAAGGCGGGGCCGAGGACCCGAGCAGCGGGAGCCCUGCGGCCGCGGCAGGAAGUAGGCGACGGGCUUCCGGCGCGCGGAGUUGA